CGAACCACCGGAAGCAAAUACUGCACUCUUCCCUGCCUAUAUCUGGGGCAUCCACAGAUUAUAAUAACAAUAAGCGGAGCGUGUUGACCUCUCAAUGGAAAGGUGGUUCUUGUCCGAUUUCGCUUCAUGCAGAAUCGGCCAUGCUAUCACAGCCGACUCCAGACCAUCACUCCACUAACGACGGUGUGGACGCCCCAGGGUCCGCUCUUAUUACCAAGGUUGUUUUAUGCGGUACCGCUAUACAGCUUUAUCUGGUGUCUAGCUUCAGAGGAAAUUCUUCUUGCUCGCAAGAACUGACUGAAAUGACCGUCAGGCAGGGUUGACUUCUACCCCAGACAUGCUUUUUGCACGAUCGGAAGAGUGAAAUAUGUGGCGAUAUCUGCCAGGCUGGUGUUUGCUUUGACCCGGUCCCUCGAGGGAAAUAAUUCCGAGGCAUUGAAUUGAAUAACGUGACGAGCGGUUGGGAGCCGUUUCUUUAAUAUUGAGGGCAUAUAAGCGAGUCAAAAAUGGCUGGG
Messenger RNA from Xylona heveae TC161, 515 nucleotides. RefSeq lists its product as hypothetical. The coding region runs from base 141 to 323 and encodes 60 amino acids. The record is from RefSeq and is a predicted model, not a curated record. NCBI's taxonomy places the organism in Eukaryota, Fungi, Ascomycota, Xylonomycetes, Xylonales, Xylonaceae. The transcript has a single exon.